AUGCAAUCGAUUGUAAAUUGUCAUACAAUAAGCAAUGAAGAGAUUGAGAACCACUUAGAAAUGGGACGACUAAUGCUUUCUCGCGGCCAAUACUCUGACGCCCUCUCACACUAUCACAUGGCUGUCGAAGCGGAUCCCAACAAUUAUCUAACGAUCUUUAAGAGAGCGACAGUAUAUCUGGCGUUAGGCAAACACAAGGCAGCUCUCGAUGACCUCAACGAAGUGAUUGUACUCAAGCCUGACUUCUUGGCCGCUCGUCUCCAGAGGGGAUCAGUUCUCCUAAAACAGGGCCGACUCGACGAAUCACACAUUGAUUACGAAUGGGUUCUCCGGUUAGAGCCCUAUAACGAAGAAGCGGUUCACUCGUACUCAAUGAUAGAGCCGCUGAAACACGACAUCCAAAUGGCCUAUCGUUUGAUUGAAGACCACAGUUGGGCGGAAGCGGUGGAACUGUUGACACGCCUUCUCCAUGAGCUGCCCUGGGAUUGCAAACUACGGGAAAUGCGAUCCAACGCUUACGAAAGGUUAGGCGAUAUCGUGAACGCCAUCAGCGACUUGAGGGCUACAACGAAGAUGCGCUCCGACAACACCGACGGCUACUUAAAGCUGAGUAAAUUGCACUUCGAUUUGGGCGAAGCCGACGAAUCACUCAACACUAUCAGAGAGUGUCUUAAGUUAGAUCCCGACCACAAACUCUGUUUUACACACUAUAAGAAAGUGAAAAAGUUGGCCGCAAUUGUCAAAGCUAUGAACGAGUUCGCGGCGGAGGGACAGUACAAAGAGUGCGCCGAAAAGGCCAGAUCUGCUCUCAAACACGAGUCUGAAAACAUGAAUAUGAUUCAUGUCAUCAAAUCUAAACUAUGCCAUUGUUUAUCUAAAGGAGGCGAUGCCAACGAAGCCGUUACCGUAUGUUCAGAGGCUUUGAAAUUAUAUCCCCAAGACGUGAAUGUUCUGUGCGAUAGAGCCGACGCUCAUCUCAAUAAUGAGAAUUAUGACGACGCGUUGAGUGACUAUAAAAAAGCGUCACAAAUGGACGAACACUCGUCUCGAGCUGAGGAGGGAAUAAAGAGGACACAGAAGUUGGAGAAACAGAGCAAAAAGAGAGACUAUUACAAGAUAUUAGGCGUCGCUCGCAAUGCGAACAAGAAGGAGAUCGCGAAGGCGUACCGCAAACUGGCGAUGCAAUGGCAUCCGGACUUAUUCUCGGGCGACGAGAAAAAAGCGGCCGAAAAGAAAUUCAUUGAUAUCGCGUCCGCCAAAGAAGUGCUGACGGAUCCCGAGAAGAGGCAGAAGUUUGACAACGGAGAGGACCCGCUCGACGCCGAGGCUCAGGCCAGCGGCGGAUUCCAUCCAUUUGGUGGUCAGGGAUUCAAUCCUUUCGGUUCGAACAAUGGAUACCAAUUUAAGUUUACGUUUAAUUAG
Molecule: messenger RNA, 1422 nt
Organism: Medioppia subpectinata
Lineage: Eukaryota; Metazoa; Arthropoda; Arachnida; Sarcoptiformes; Oppiidae
Source: the annotation of a GenBank genome assembly